Molecule: messenger RNA, 1889 nt
Organism: Carcharodon carcharias (great white shark)
Lineage: Eukaryota; Metazoa; Chordata; Chondrichthyes; Lamniformes; Lamnidae
Product: L-threonine ammonia-lyase
Exons: 12
Coding region: 160-1659 (499 amino acids)
Biological process (GO): L-threonine catabolic process; L-serine catabolic process
Molecular function (GO): threonine deaminase activity; L-serine ammonia-lyase activity
Source: RefSeq, a predicted model, not a curated record
AGCGCACACAGCAGCUCUGGUGCCUUCAAGCUUUAUUCCUAUGUAUAACUGUUCUCAUGUGCCUCGUCCUAAUAAGUGAACCCACAACAUGUUUACCCAAUCCAUUAUGAGCAAUUGGUGCCUUGUAUCUUGUACACGGAGACCUGACAUAAGUGGAGGAUGGUGUCUUCAGUCAGUGUUGAGGAAGGGGGUCGGCAGGUUCACCAGCACCUGCCUGUGAGCAGUGAUUCCUGUCACCACAAGGAUGGCCCAAUUGGGAACGGAUGCCCAAAGGCGAUAAACCCGGAGAGGCUCAAGGACUUUGGGGAGGAUGAGUACCUGGAAAAAGACGUCAAGAUUUGGGAAGUGACGGUUACGGGCCACUCGGAAACACGGCUCAGCAAUGCCCUGAACGUGACGGAGUACAAGACAAACAAGACCCCUGAAACCGGCAGCGAUCAAGUCCGAUUUGAGGACAUUAGUGCAGCUGCCUUUAAAAUCCAGAAUGGAUUGCAGAAAACUCCCUGCACGUAUUCCAGGCUCUCUAAGCAAUACGGGAUGGAUCUUUACUUGAAGAAGGAAUACCUGCAUUACACUGGCAGUGUGAAAGAGCGAGGAGUGUGGUACUUGUUGACAUCACUAUCACAGGAACAGCAGAGAAAGGGCGUGAUCUUGGCAUCUGACAACAACUUCUCCAAGGCCACGGCUCACCAUGCCACAGAGCUCCACAUCCCCAUCUUUAUUAUCGUGCCUACCAACACCUUGCCAGGCAAGGUGAAAACAUGCCGCGAGUAUGGAGCUAUGGUGAUUACCUACGGAAAUAGCGUGCAGGAUUCCCAGAGCCAUGCAAGAAAACUGGCCAGUGAGAACGGUUACCUCUAUCUGCAGGAGGAGGACAGUGCACCUUACCUGGCAGGAUUGGGGACCAUGGGCCUCGAGCUUUACGAGCAGGUAAACAAGCUGGACGCUGUGAUCCUGCCAGCAGGAGGAGAGUGCAAUCUCUUGGCAGGGGCUGCCGCCCCCAUCAAACAUCUCAAUCCGGGCAUUACUAUUAUUGGUGUGGAGCCUGAGAGUUAUCCAACACUGCAACAAUCCCUCAAGGUGGGCCAACCAAUAGCCGACUCAGCCUACACCAACCACAGGUUAUACAGAGAAUUGGUCAACCCUUCUUUUGGCAGUAAUGCCUUUCAGAUGACAAAGAAACUAAUAGAUAAGGUCGUUACUGUUAAGGAGGAGGACAUCCUACUCGCCAUCCUUCGCCUCAUGGAGUACGAGAGGGCUACAGUGGAUGCCGAGGGAGCUAUAGGCUUUGCUGCUGUGGUUGCUGGGAAACUACCAGAACUCAAAGGCAAACGAGUGGUCAUUGCUCUGUGCAGCGGUAAUAUGGACGUCCCCCUGACUCGUCAGUGCCUGGACAGGGCCUUGGUCCUGGACAACAAGCUGUGUAAGUUCUCGCUCCAUCUGGCCGACUGUGCUGGAGAUAUCGCAAAACUGCUCGAGAUACUUGCUCGUGAAGAAGCACGAGUGUUGGAUAUUACUCAGGAACGGGCAUUUGUCACUUCGGAUAUCUUCAGUGUUAAGGUUACCUGUGUGAUCGAGGUCCGAGAUAGGAUGCAAGCUCUACACUUGCAGAGGACCCUGAGCGAGCGCUAUGCCACAUGCACCUGGCUGGAACAAUAAGAAGGCUGGAGCAGAGAAAGAAAAAUGGGUUUCACUGGAAGAACUCAACAGGCGUAGAACAUCAUAUUUUGAAGUAGCUUAGGCAGCAGGUGUAUGGCUCUCAUGUGGCCAGUCACCCGUGGUGAGUUAUUCAAGGUGGGGCCAUUAAGCCAGUCAUAAUGGGUUUCACUCCACUAAGUCCUAAAAUUCAGGUUGAUGCUCCAGCACAUUACUGAGGGAGUGCCACACAG